CUACCUCCACGUUGGCUGCCUUUCCAGUUAACUGUCGUCUCGAGUCGCGGAACGAGUUUGGACCCCUGUGUCUGCCGUAGUUAAGUCACGCUUACUCUCCACUUACUGUGGUAGGCAUUCGGCGCGGUCUAAGAACGUUUCUAAGUCCUUAGAACUUUUCUGGCUCCAUAUAAUAGUGCAAUACUAGUAUGUAAGCAUAUUUAAGUCUGGCUGAAACAGAAGUGGUUCUUGGGGAAAUAAAUUAUAGUCGUCCCAAACUGCAAUAUGUUUUGCGAAAAAGCUAUCGAACUAAUCAGAGAGCUCCACCGGUCUGGAGAUGGAUCACUUCCCGCUUUUAAUGAAGAUGGUGUCCGGCAGGUGCUUGAAGAAAUGAAAGCUCUGUAUGAACAGAAUCAAACAGAUGUACAUGAAGCAAAGUCUGAUGGAAGAAGCGAUUUGAUUCCAACUAUUACAUUCCGUCACUGUUGCCUCCUGAGAAAUCGACGCUGUAUUGUCUCCUACCUCUAUGACCGCCUUCUUCGCAUCCGAGCCCUAAGGUGGGAGUAUGGCAGUGUGCUGCCAUCUGCAUUAAGAUUCCAGAUGUCUGCAGAUGAGAUGGUAUGGUUCAAUCAGUACAAGAAGUCCUUGGCUACCUACAUGAGGUCAUUAGGAGGGGAUGAAGGACUGGAUGUGACACAGGACUUGACUCCACCAAAAAGCUUGUACAUUGAAGUACGCUGUUUAAAAGACCAUGGAGAAUUUGAGAUCGAUGAUGGUACAGUAAUUCUACUGAAGAAAAAUAGCCAGCAUUUUUUACCCAGAUGGAAAUGUGAACAACUUAUCCGACAAGGGGUGCUGGAGCAUGUUUUGUCCUAAUGAAACUUGCCAGAGAUUGAAGCCAACAUAGUUUCUAGCUUUUCCCACCAAACUGUUUCAAAAUGUAUAUAUUGUAAAAUAAUAUUUAAGUGUUUGUAUUUCUUAGCCAUUUAGUAUAAACAUUGUAGAUAUUUUGGAAUUUUUUUUAUAGCAGGUUUGCAGUAAUUAUAAAAGCCUAUGAUAAAAAUCAUACUGUUAGAGAAGGCAGUACUGUAUCAUUAAGAGAGGAUUCAGAGAUGUUUGCAAUAAAAAUAUAGCUGUCUUACAAAAUAA
This is a messenger RNA of Protopterus annectens (West African lungfish), 1128 nucleotides long. RefSeq names its product GINS complex subunit 1 (gene GINS1). The transcript is spliced from 7 exons. Gene Ontology annotation, biological process: DNA strand elongation involved in mitotic DNA replication; DNA replication. Bases 265 to 855 code for a protein of 196 amino acids. The record is from RefSeq and is a predicted model, not a curated record. Gene Ontology annotation, cellular component: GINS complex. NCBI's taxonomy places the organism in Eukaryota, Metazoa, Chordata, Ceratodontiformes, Protopteridae.